Molecule: messenger RNA, 477 nt
Organism: Darwinula stevensoni
Lineage: Eukaryota; Metazoa; Arthropoda; Ostracoda; Podocopida; Darwinulidae
Source: the annotation of a GenBank genome assembly
AUGCAAGUUACACAAAUAUCUGUGAAGAGAGGUGACGAGCAACAUGUUGUGCCUUCAACAGGAAGUAUUGUCACUGCCAGGGUGACUUCAGUGAAUCCUAGGUUUUGCAAAUGCAAAAUUCUCUGCAUUGAAGACACGGUAUUGAAAGAACCAUUUAGAGCAAUCAUAAAGAAGGAAGAUGUUCGUGCCACUCAUAAGGACAAAGUGGAACUAUAUAAAUGUUUCCGUCCCCGGGAUAUCAUCCUGGCAAGAGUUCUAUCUCUUGGUGAUGCCCUCUCCUAUUUACUUUCAACUGCUGAGAAUGAAUUGGGAGUUGUGAUAGCACAUAGUGAAGCAGGUGCAGCAAUGGUUCCUGUUUCAUGGACAGAGAUGCAGUGCCCAAAAACUUUCAUGAAGGAACCACGAAAAGUGGCAAAAGUUGUGCCUCAGGACUUUUUGGAACCUGCUCAGGCCCCACCUGGAAGAGAGGAAGCAUGA